AUGUCUGUUUCAGACGUUGAACUGUUUUCAGAUGAUGUCUCUGUCCUCAGGGUGGCCACAGAUCAUAAUUCAGACAACACCAGCGCGAUCCUGCGCGAAUGGCUGAUAAACGUCCAGCACUUCUAUCAUUAUGUGGAGUGGAGACCUCAGGAGGAGCCCAGCGUCUACGAGGACGAGAGCGGCCCGAAGCACUGGACGAGCCUGCGGUACGAGCACGUGAUGAAGCUGCGUCAGGCGGCCCUCGACACGGCGCGGGAGAUGUGGGCCGACUACCUUCUGAUGGUGGACUGUGAUAACCUGCUGACCAACCGGGAUGUUUUAUGGAAGCUGAUGCGGGAGAAUAAGACGAUGGUGGCGCCGAUGCUGGAGUCCAGAGCGGCGUACUCAAACUUCUGGUGCGGCAUGACGUCUCAGGGUUAUUAUAAGCGGACGCCGGCCUACAUGCCCAUCCGCAGGCAGGAGAGGAAGGGCUGCUUCGCCGUCCCCAUGCUCCACUCCACCGUCCUGCUGGACCUGAGGAAGGAGGCGACCCGUGAGCUGGCCUUCUUCCCGCCUCAUCCCGACUACAGCUGGGCCUUCGACGACAUCAUCAUCUUCGCCUUCUCCGCGCGGAUGGCAGAGGUUCAGAUGUACAUCUGCAACAGAGAGACUUAUGGGUAUCUCCCCGUGCCCCUGCGCUCCCAUAAUACCUUGCAGGACGAGGCGGACAGUUUUCUGCACUCGCUGCUGGAGGUUAUGGUGCGCAGUCCUCCAUCAGAGCCGUCUGUGUAUCUCUCUCUUCCUCCUAAACAGCCGGAUAAAAUGGGCUUCGAUGAGGUGUUUAUGAUAAACCUGCUGAGGCGUUCGGACCGCAGAGAGCGUAUGCUGAGGACUCUGUACGAACAAGAGAUCGCGUGCAAGAUCAUCUCAGCUGUAGAUGGCAAGGCGCUGAACACCAGUCAGAUCGAGGAGCUCGGGAUCCAGAUGAUGCCCGGAUACAGCGACCCGUAUCAUGGCCGGCCGCUCACUAAAGGAGAGCUGGGCUGCUUUCUGUCGCACUUCAACAUCUGGACAGAGCGGCGGGACCUGCGAGCGUUUUCGGCCGAGCCGCUGCUGGUUUACCCCACGCACUACACGGGCGACGCGGGCUACAUCAGCGACACGGAGACCUCCAGCGUCUGGGACAACGAGACGGUCCGCACCGACUGGGACCGAGCACGAUCACGCAAGAGCCGCGAGCAGGAGGAGCUCAGCAGCGAGGCGCAGAACUCAGACGUGCUGCAGUCUCCGCUGGACAGCACGGCCCGCGACGAGCUCUAG
Sinocyclocheilus grahami is the source of this 1299-nucleotide messenger RNA. RefSeq names its product procollagen galactosyltransferase 1-like. The coding region runs from base 1 to 1299 and encodes 432 amino acids. Lineage: Eukaryota; Metazoa; Chordata; Actinopteri; Cypriniformes; Cyprinidae. The transcript is spliced from 9 exons. Gene Ontology annotation, molecular function: procollagen galactosyltransferase activity. The record is from RefSeq and is a predicted model, not a curated record.